Molecule: messenger RNA, 1984 nt
Organism: Sphaeroforma arctica JP610
Lineage: Eukaryota; Ichthyosporea; Ichthyophonida
Exons: 16
Biological process (GO): L-glutamine catabolic process
Molecular function (GO): glutaminase activity; protein binding
Source: RefSeq, a predicted model, not a curated record
AUGCUUACCAUACCUAAUGCCAAUCCGGUGACGGUGGAUGAUCUUGAGGACCUCUGUUUCCACAACGAGUUGGUGGAGCGAUGUCUCAAGGGUCGUUUGGUGAUCAAGGACUUUGAAGAAUUCACGAGUCGUAUUGGAGAGCUGUACAAAGAAAUUCUGCCCAACUCAGACGGGAAGGUGGCAGACUAUAUACCAACGCUAGCCUCAGUUAACCCAGAUCUAUUUGGUGUGGCACUGUGUACGGUUGAUGGUCAGCGCUGUGGGUUUGGUGACUAUCAAGUUCCCUUCAGUGUGCAGAGCUGUUCUAAAGUGGUCACCUACUGCAUGGCCCAGACUAAACUGGGCGUAGAAACGGUCCACAAGUAUAUAGGCAAAGAACCUUCCGGGCAGGUGUUCAACAAACUCGUACUCGACAGCAACGACAAACCUCACAAUCCGUUUAUUAACGCGGGGGCUAUAAUGGCUGUGGCUCUGGUCAACCCUAUAGAGGAACCAUCCAAAACGUUUGAUGACGCGCUUUCGAUCUGGUACGACAUGUGCGGCUUCAGCCGGAGAAGAUACCGCAACGGCACCGCCAACUUAACGAGUGGCGAAACGCCACCGCAGUUCAACAACGCAACAUAUCUUAGUGAGAAGGGCACCUCGUACAGGAACACAUGUCUUACCUAUAUGAUGAAGGAAGCAAAGUCGUUCCCUGAUUGGGUGAACAAUGCGCGCGACAUAUCCAAAGUGAUUGAAGGCUAUCUGCAGUUCUGCUCCAUCGAGUGCACAGCCGAUGCCAUGUCUAUGUUAGCAGCCACCCUGGCCAACGGAGGAACAUGUCCCACUACAUUGAAGACCGUGUUCCAGCCUGAGGUUGUGCGCAAUGCGCUGUCGCUGAUGACCACGUGUGGCAUGUACGACGCCUCAGGACAGUUUGCCUUUCAAAUUGGAUUCCCCUGCAAGUCCGGUGUGGGUGGAGGAUUGCUGAUUGUUAUUCCUGGUGUGAUGGGCUUCUGCACGUUUUCGCCGCGCCUAGACUCGUGUGGCAAUAGCGUACGAGGGGUUGCCUUCUGUAAGGAAAUGGUGGACAGAUACUCAGUGCAUCGUUUCGAGAGUCGAAAUAAAGCUCCGCUGCGACGAUUACAGACACAUGCACAGCAACCGGCGAGUUGGGAAGACGAGAUGACACAGAUGCUGUGGGCCGCAUACAGAGGCGAUGAGAAGUUUGUCAAACAAAUCAUUGCAAAAGGAGCACCGGUUAAUUAUUCUGACUAUGACGGGCGUACUGCUCUUCAUCUGGCGGCGUCGGAGGGACAUCUGCCAAUGGUCAAACUGUUAGUUGCAGCAGGAGCUAAGGUUAAGAACAUGGCAAAGGACAGAUAUCACAGCACACCAUUGAUGGAUGCGCACAGAGAGGUGCCGCAGACGCAGUUGGACGCGUUCUACCGCACAGCCAUUGUGGCGAAGACCAUUCGCGGUGAGCUGCGCAUACCUGGAUGGCUUGUGUGGUGCAAGGACAUAGCUGAGUUCUUUGACUACGCCACCAAGAAGGCUCUGGAACAUGAGGGUGACCAUCCGUCCGAGUACAUGGAGAUACUGCGCGAAAUAGAUCCCAGUUUGGCGGGGCUGUGUGUGGUGUCAGUGGAUGGGCAAGUGCUGUCGUUGGGUGACACCGACGCCAAGUUCACCGCUCAGGCGUGUAUGAACCCCAUCAUGUACGGCCUGGCCCUAGAGACACGCGGCAGUGACGAGGUGCACAAGCACGUGGGCUUUGAGCCGUCGGGUCAGUUGUUCGAUGCGCUGAUUCUCGAUGAGCGCCCAAACGCAACGGGACGUCCCGCCAUGCCACACAACGCAAUGAUUGCGUCUGGGGCCAUUCGAGUGUGUGCAUUGGUCGCCAAUGGGCGCACCAGCACAGCCGCAGCAACGGAUGCGCUCAAGACAUUCGAACACUUGGCAGGGGGCAGGAAAUGCUCGUUCAAUGAGGUAUCUAUACUCGAAG